GAAAAAGAAGCGCGAGAUAGAAACUUGGGCGCGCAGUAGUGGAUGUUUAGCUGCGAGCUCUUGUGCGCUUUUUAAUGAAACUCUUUACUUAAUUUGAUCGACUGUCUAAUUAGCAUCACACAUGAGUUUAUGUGUGUGUUCUAGACUCAGAGUGUCCUCAUUAAGGUCUGCAUAAUUGGCGUAUUUUGAUCAAACAUCAGGGAAAUGUCUUGGUGGGCGCGCGGUGAGGAUGAGGAGGAGACCUUAUGUCAGGACACAGACUCUGAUGUAGCUGACCAGAGGGAUUGUGGGAAGGUAAAAGUCAAGUGGACACAAGAGGAGGAUGAUAAGCUGCGUAAACUGGUGCUGAACGUUGGAUCAAAUGACUGGAAAUACAUCGCUGGCUUAUUACCUAAUCGAUCGGAGCAUCAGUGUCAGCAUCGCUGGUUCAAGGUUUUGGAUCCUGAUCUUGUCAAAGGACCCUGGACCAAGGAGGAGGAUGAGAAGGUGAUCGAGCUGGUGAAAAAAUACGGCAACAAGCAGUGGGCGAUGGUGGCGAAACACCUGAAGGGGCGUCUGGGGAAGCAGUGCAGAGAACGCUGGCACAAUCACCUCAAUCCUGACGUCAAGAAGUCUUCCUGGACCCCAGAGGAAGAUCUGAUCAUCUACAAGGCCCACCGCGUACUGGGAAACCGCUGGGCGGAGAUCGCAAAACUGCUGCCUGGAAGAACGGACAAUGCUGUGAAAAACCACUGGAACUCCACCAUCAAGCGUAAAGUAGAGACAGGGUUUUACUCUGAUGUGGACACUACACUUCACGUGCUGCAGCAGACGGACACUGAAGAGCUGCUUUCUGAAGAGGUGAAAAUUUGCUGCGACGGAGCCAGUGAAGAACUGCCUGUUGAAUGCUCAAAACAGGAUCCUGAUGCGCAUGAGAAAGUCACCGCUCCUCCACACAAAACAUCAUCUCCUAAAACCCCCAAAGCUUCAACGAGCCCCAAAAGUGAAGGGGGAGACUCAAACGUGUCCACAUGGGUGAUGGACAGCUCUGGGUUUCUGUCUCCAUCAGCGGCUCCUACACUGAAGGAGGUGAUGGAGCUGAUGGAUGGGGAUCUGGAGGGUUGGUGUACGAUGUCGGACUUCGACCUGCCGGAGGAGAGCCAGAGCUCGGAGCUGCUGCAGUUUCGUCUGGAGGGCAGUGCGCUGCAAGAGCUCAGCAAGGGCAGUAAAGGAGAGCUGAUCCCCAUCUCGCCCGGCGGAGCCACUCCUCCUUCCAUCCUGAGCCGCCGCAGCCGUCGCCGAAUCGCCCUCUCGCCCGAUCCUAACGACUCCAUGACCCCAAAGAGCACGCCGGUCAAGAUCCUGCCCUUCUCACCCUCACAGUUCCUCAAUAUGUGGACGAAGCAGGACACGCUUGACCUGGAGAACCCGUCCCUCACCUCCACUCCUGUGUGCAGUCAGAAAGCCGUGGUCACCACACCGCUGCACCGAGACAAAACCCCGCUCACACAGAAGGAAAACUCCCUGUUUAUCACACCAAAUCACAAGUCUGAUCUGGACACGAUGCCUCGUACACCUACUCCGUUUAAAAACGCCAUGGAGAAGUACGGCCCUUUGCGGCCACUGCCUCCAACCCCGAAUCUGGAGGAGGAUCUUAAAGAAGUGCUGCGCAGUGAAGCAGGAAUCGAGCUGAUCGUAGAAGAUGAAACUCCUGCUGAGAAGAAACGCAAGCAAGUGUAUCGUCCUCCUAUGAAGAAAGUGCGUAAAUCUUUGGCUCUGGAUGUCAUCGACUGCAGUGAAAGUGUUGCUGCACGAAAGCAGCAGAUUAAAGUCACAGUCAAACCCAGUGAAAAGCCUCAGACGGUGCAGCCGGAGCCUCCUCUGUCCUCAUGUGCUGUAAAAGAGGAGAAUGUUCUGGAUCAGGGCUUUAUUCUUGGUCCCAAUGAAAGUGGACCUGCCUCUAAACCAGUGCCGGCAGCACCCAAAACGAUCCCUCCACUGCCUAUGUCUGCGGCGUGGGAAACUGUUGUCUGUGGACGGACGAAAGAUCAGCUCUUCAUGACGGAGAAAGCCAGACGAUACCUUCGCUCUUUAAAAUCUCACACCCCAAACCGAGCCCUCAUCCUGUCCUGAGCCACGUUUACAAAACAUAAUGUGGAAAAUGUGUCGAUGGAAAAGAAAAACUAAUUGUAAAUGUUGUGUAGAGUAUAAAGCCAAUUACUGUUCCAGAAGACACUUUACUGCUGAUAAUGCUCUCGUCCUGUUUCCUGUGGCGUAUCAGCGCAUUCAAACACCCUGUAUAAAGAAGUGCUGAGAUUUUCUUUUAUUUAUGUACUGUCAACAUGCUCCUCAAUGCCAGCAAACAUGUAUUCUGCUCCAAAACCAAGAGUCAAUAAUCAGGUUUCUCUUCUUUUUUAAAUUGAACUCAGUGUGUGAGAUUCAGCAGACUCUCAUAUGUAAAUAGAAAGAGGCUGACAUUUUUCCUGGCCUGUUCAUGCUCUUCAGAAAAUAUUAGAGUUCAGUAAAAGGACCUGUAGGGCCUCACAUGGGAUGUUUUGAGGCCUUAAAGGGACAGUUCACCCCAAAAAAUAAAACAAAAAAGAAAAUUCUGUCAUCGUUUACUCAUUCUCUACUUUUUUUGUUCAAAUAUAGAUAUUUAGAAAUGUUGGAAACCUGUAACCAUUGACUCCCAUUGUGUUUUCUACCAUGAAAGUCAAUGGUUACCGGUUUUCAGCAUGCAUCAAACACAUAUUUUUUGUGUUUAAGAGAGUAAAGAAACUCAUAAAUAUGAAACUUGAUAAUGACUAUAGUUUUGGGGUGAACACUCUCUUUAAAUGAUGAUGUAUAGAAGCGGUGCUACUUUAUUUUCUUUAAGUAGAAAUGCUAUAAAAGGUGAAUAGAUGUCUGUUGUCUUAAUGGCGACACUGGAAAUGAGCCCAUUCCCUGACACCACACACACAUGUUGUGUGCGUUUACAUCUGGGAAGACAUAUUUAUUACAUCUGCAUGACGUCUCGUUUUAGAUGUUGAAUAGAUGAUGUCUUUUAAGAUGUUUAUGAUUCAUAAUGUUUGUUAAAUAGACCUUUUAAUGACUCUUGUACACAUCGGAUGAUAUACAGAUCAAACGAGUGUUAAAAUAUGACUUGAAGACGUAUCGGUGUCAAACUAAUGUCCAAAUAUCAGGAAAAAAAAUAGCUGAUGAACUUGGAAAACAGAAAUUGGAACAGCUGUAUGUAGUUUAUUUACAUUGGAAAAACUGUUCAGAGAUCAGUCAGGAUCUGUUUUCAACCCUGCUGGCAUACACUUCCAUGCUAACAGGUUUGCUCCUGUUGUAACGUCAUUGUUCAGCUUGUGAAUGCUUCAUUUAGAUUCAUGUUUCGUUCUCUGUGAUAUGACUGUUUGCUUAUUCUGACAUUUCUACCGUCCACCAGUGGAGAAUCACUGGCGUGAAAUAAACCCUGGUUAUCAUUCA
Messenger RNA from Danio aesculapii, 3450 nucleotides. RefSeq names its product v-myb avian myeloblastosis viral oncogene homolog-like 2b (gene mybl2b). The transcript has 15 exons. NCBI's taxonomy places the organism in Eukaryota, Metazoa, Chordata, Actinopteri, Cypriniformes, Danionidae. Gene Ontology annotation, biological process: regulation of DNA-templated transcription. Gene Ontology annotation, cellular component: nucleus. Bases 205 to 2112 code for a protein of 635 amino acids. Gene Ontology annotation, molecular function: RNA polymerase II cis-regulatory region sequence-specific DNA binding; DNA-binding transcription factor activity, RNA polymerase II-specific. The record is from RefSeq and is a predicted model, not a curated record.